Molecule: messenger RNA, 573 nt
Organism: Trichosporon asahii var. asahii CBS 2479
Lineage: Eukaryota; Fungi; Basidiomycota; Tremellomycetes; Trichosporonales; Trichosporonaceae
Exons: 1
Coding region: 1-573 (190 amino acids)
Source: RefSeq, a predicted model, not a curated record
AUGAGUUCAGAACCCCACGCCAGCGGAUCGAAGCUCCCCUAUUCGGUGGGAAAUCGCUACAUUCAUGCGAAGAACAAGGCUCCGUUAACACUCCGCUACAUCGGCACCUUGCCCCCCGGUUCGGAUGACUCACAACUUUGGCUCGGUAUCGAGUACGACGACGCGCGCCACGGCAAACACAGCGGUACCUUCAAGGAUGCACCCGUAUUCCAGACUCAGCAACAUGGUGCUGGUUCAUUCGUCAAGUACACGCAUGGCUCGCGCCCGUUGCUGUAUGGCGAGACCGUCGUCUCGGCGAUCGAGGAUCGCUAUGGCUCCCUGAUCGACCAGCCCGAUAAGGAGGAGGAAGGUGCUAAGAACAGAGAGGAGGAAGCUGUGGUUCUUGGCAGCUCGAAUGCUGCCAUCGUUGUCGAGGCACCGAACAUGGACAGCGUUCGGAGGAGGAUAAAGAACCUCGAGAGGCUGCGGGAGGUUGGUCUGGAGGGCCAGUCAAUCUGCGCCCUCGGCGGCGACAACGAGAGGCGGUCAGUGCUCAAGGAGCGGCUGAAGAGUGAGCUUGUUUUACCUGCAUGA